AUGGUGGCUAAUGAGGAAGCGAUGCGCGGGCGACGAAGCGCGCGUCGCGGGCGAUCUGGUCGCCAGUCGCUCACUCGUUGUUCCUGGAGCCGCCGAAGUAUUCACUGGUGCUGUGAACAGAAUUACAACAGGCACAGGGCAGCCGGCGUGUUUACCGUGUGCUGGAAAAUUUCUCCCCGAAGGCGUGCUAUCAAUCGCGCCCCCCGUCCCCCGCCGCGUCCACGCCGCUCCUUAUAUACCGCGGCCGCUCCCGGGCCGACCACACCGCCACCAGCCAUCCGAUCAUCGACAUCGUCUUGCUCUCUCCCAACUACCAAAAUGGCCAAAUUUGUUAUUCUUUUCUUCGCCUGCUUGGCCCUCGCAUCUGCGAGAAGCCGCCGCGAUGCACCUAGCCCCCUGGAGGAUCUCGAGAAGAACACGGUUGCGAUCCAGAAGACCUUCUCCGACCAGCUGAACGCCCUCGUCAACUCGAAGAACACUGAGGAAGUGAACAAGGCGCUCAAGGACGCCUCAGACUCCGUGCUAAAGCAGCUCUCUGCCUUUUCCAGCACCCUGCAGAGCGCGCUGAGUGACGCUAACGGCAAGGCCAAGGAGGCUCUGGAGCAAGCCCAAGCUAGCCUGCAGAAGACCGCUGAAGAACUCCGCAAGGCACACCCCGAGGUCGAGAAGCAAGCCAACGCCUUAAAAGAGAAACUGCAAGCUGCCGUCACUAGCACCGUCGAUGGGACCCAGAAGCUGGCUAAGGAAUUUGCGGCCAACGUCGAACAAACCAACCAGAAACUAGCGCCUCAGAUCAAGCAGGCUUUCGACGACUUCGUCAAGAAUGCCGAGGAAGUGCAGAAGAAGCUGCACGAGGUCGCCAACAAGCAGUGAGCGCUGCCACGACACCGACUAUUGUGAUACACAUAUUGUAAUAAAAUAGCCUAAUUCUUA
Molecule: messenger RNA, 933 nt
Organism: Melitaea cinxia (Glanville fritillary)
Lineage: Eukaryota; Metazoa; Arthropoda; Insecta; Lepidoptera; Nymphalidae
Product: apolipophorin-3-like
Exons: 5
Coding region: 1-873 (290 amino acids)
Biological process (GO): lipid transport
Cellular component (GO): extracellular region
Molecular function (GO): lipid binding
Source: RefSeq, a predicted model, not a curated record